GCCGGCAGCUGAGCAGAGUGAAGUUUGUUGUGAAGUUGGGAGUUUCACUUAGUAAGUGAUGACUUCCCUUAAAAAGGCGUUAAAAACCCAUUUUGGGUUUGAUGUAUUCCGUUCACAGAAGCAAGAGGACGCGGUCAAGGCCGUUAUCAAAGGAGACCGCGAUGUAUUUGUGUGCAUGCCCACGGGGGCAGGGAAAUCGUUGUGCUACCAGCUGCCAGCGAUGCUGGCCGAUGGCAUCACGUUGGUCAUCUCCCCCCUCAUCGCUCUCAUACAAGACCAAGUGGAGCACCUGCGAGAACUCAACAUCCCCGCCUGCUCCAUCAACUCCAAGCUCCCCAUCGCCGAGCGCCGUGUCAUCAUGGCCGACCUGGAGAGCGAGAGCCCCAGGCUGAAGCUGCUCUACAUCACCCCAGAGAUGGUGGCCUCACCUGGGUUCAAGCCGUGCCUGACCAGCCUCUCCUCCCGGAGGCUGGUCUCAUACCUGGCGGUGGACGAGGCCCACUGCGUCUCCCAGUGGGGGCAUGACUUCAGGCCGGACUACCUCAAGUUGGGUGAGCUGCGAGCCCGUCUUCCCGGGGUGGCCUGUGUGGCGUUGACCGCCACAGCGCCCAAAAAGGUUCAGGAAGACAUCAGCAAGUCCCUGAGGCUGCGCUCGCCGCUGUCCUUCGCCACACCGGUGUUCCGUAGUAACCUGCACUACGAUGUGGUGUUCCGAGAACAGCUGGAGGAGCCCUACGCUCACCUGCACGCCUUCAUCACAGAGGCCCUGUGGGGCGUGGGCCCGGGGGGCACGGGGGGCACGGGGGAGACACAGGGCUGUGGGAUUGUGUACUGCAGGACCAGAGAGGCCUGUGAAACUGUGGCCCAUCAGCUGACCAGCCUAGGAGUCCUGUCCAAGCCUUACCAUGCAGGGUUGAAGACGGGAGAUCGCACAGAGGCCCAGUCUGACUGGAUGCAGGGGAAGGUGCUGGUGAUCGUGGCAACCAUCAGCUUCGGCAUGGGAGUGGACAAAGCCAACGUCAGGUUCGUGGCCCACUGGAACCUGGCUAAGUCCCUGGCCAGCUACUACCAGGAGUCAGGCCGUGCGGGGAGGGACGGUCUGCCCUCCAGCUGCAGGACCUACUUCUCCCACAGGGACAAGGAGCAGAUGAACUUCCUCAUACGCAAGGAGCUGGCUCGCAAGCAGGCGAAGCGAGGCUCAGAGAAGGAGACGGACAAAGCUGCUGUCGCCGACUUUGAUGCCAUGGUGUCCUUCUGUGAACAGGAGACUUGUCGCCAUGCCACCAUCUCUAAGUUCUUCGGAGACGCCCCCCCGGUGUGCGGCGGAGCGUGUGACUGCUGUCGGGACCCCCGGGCGGUGCGGGCCCAGCUGGAGAAGGGCUCCGCCCUCAGGACCAGGAUGGCGGCCGCGCCCGGCCCCAGCGGGCCCUUCGGCUUCGACCGCCAGCUCUACGCCGGGGGCAGGAAGGGCUACGGCUUCGAGAGGCAUGAUGAGGAGUGGGAGGGAGGAGAAGGGGAAGAUGACUCUGAGAUCAGGAAGAAGGAGUUUGGAGUUCUCUUCAAGAAGCAGAUUAACCUACGGAAGGGGUCUGAGGGCCGCAGAGUGGAAUUUGUCCCUCCAGAUGCUGGAUGUCUACUGAAGGAAGCCAGCAGCCAGAAAAUCCCCAGGUUAACUGUAAAGGCCAGAGAGCACUGCCUGGCGCUGCUACAGCAGGCUCUCUCUAGCCAGCAGGGGGCAGCAGAGGACACCGUUUCCAUGGCGGUGGAGAUGGAACACGAGGCGUUCCGCAACACCAAGUCUACCAACCUCUACAAGGCCGCCAUGCUGAAGAAGGUUUCAGAGAUGAAGAAGGGAUCGACUGCCUCGCUGGGAGGGGGGGGAGGGGGAGGAGGAGGAGGAGGAGGAGGAAGAAGAGGGGGAGAGGAGACCAAAGACGUGAAGAGUGAAGUUAAGGAUGAAUCAAGCCCCUCCUCUUCCUCCUCUUCCUCACUUCCUGUGGAGCUGCUUGGCUUCACUCCCGCCUCCCAAAUCUACUCACUGAAGAGGAAGAGGAUUGGAGCAGGUCUCAGGGGGUCCUCAGACCCCUUCCAGACAGCCAGAGAGCUGCUUCAGACCUCCAUCCCUGAGGGGGUCCCUGGAGGGGGAUUCCACCCCGACACCCCUGUGGCCCUGACCUCCAUCACCUCCUCCAUCAGGGCGAAGGCCAAAGCCACGGCCGCCGCCCUCAGCAGCCCCUCAGACACAGGGGACAAGCUGUCGGCUGACAGCCCUUCUAAAGCAGGCAGCAGACUCAGUGUAGACAGUCCGUCCAAAGCGGCGGGUAAAGGACUGAGUAAGAAGCAGCAGAAGCUAGCGGAAGCCGCUAAGAGCACCAGGAGCAUCGCUCAGUACUUUGGGAAGAAACAGACCGACAGCCAGGGGCGGGCUUUAGAGAAUGGAGCCAAUGGCAUGUCAUCUCAUGAGGCAGAGGAUGCCCCUCAGCCUAUCAGCGCUCAGGAACACUCACCUGUCACGGUCACCACAGAUACGGUCUCUGCGGAUACCAGUCCAUUAGAGAUGGUCCCCAUGGAAGCCAUCCCAGAAGUCAUCACUCUGGACGAGGAGGAGGAGGAGGAAGAGGCCCCCACAACACAGGAAGUGAAAGAGGAAGUUGAGCGAGAGGCGGAGGGUCACACAGAGCAGAAACGUCAGGAAGACCAGAACAGAUCUCUGCUCCUGCCAGAGGUACCAGAGGACGGGGGGGCAUACAGGGAGCCCUCGGCCAAACGUAGCCGACCCCUUCAGGAGAGCAGGAGGAAGGUGACCUUUAACCCCCAGGUGCAGGAGACUCUCGUGGAGUCUCGGGGGGGCGCCGUGGGGGCCCCGUCCUCCUCCCAGCCCCCCCUGGGCCCCACGGCCAGACUCCCCACCACGGCCCCCCCACAACCUGCCAGCAGGAAGGAGGUGGCGGACAUUGUUGUGCGCUGCCUGGACCCAUACUACACCCAGGGGAAGUUUAGCACCAAGGAGCUGUUCAAGUCGUUCGCCCGCUUCCUGUCUCACCUGCUGGCUGAAGGGCGGGGCCAGGGGAGGGGACCAGUGAAGGCGGAGGCCAAGGCUCUGAUAAAGAAGUUCUUUAGUGGAGUGAAACGUUGUGAAAAGGAGGAAGACUGGAGACACCUGGAGAGAAUGAACACACACUCCUCCUAGAGCUGGAGGGAGCAGAGCUGGAGGGAGCAGAGCUGGAGGGAGCAGAGGUGGAGGGAGGAGAGAUGGAGGGAGGAGAGAUGGAGGGAGGAGAGAUGGAGGGAGGCCCCUGAGGAGGGAACUGACUACUCCUCCUCUUCUUCUGAGCCUUGUAUGCUGCUGCUGUUGACUGACUGUUGCUAUGCCCCAGAACAGUUUGGUCUGCACACACGCUGCCAGGAAACAGGUUGCCCAGAAACAGGCUGCCACUCUGAUGUAGCAGUGAAACAUGUCUGACUGGAUACAGACCGUUUCUGGGACUGAACAAGAAGUGAUGUUUGUAAUCUCAGAAUCUGUGAAGUUUCUCUGGUCUUGUCCAACCAAACUCUUCUUCUGCUGCUGCUGAAUCCUUACCAGGCUGGAGGACUGAGUCUACUGGAUGGACAUUAUGCAGGGAAAUUAUAGAUAUUUUAAACUGACAUUUUUGGUUAGUUUUUGUCAACUUUUAUGUCCAUGUUUUGUCUAUUGUUUAUGUCGGUAACAGGAGUCCUCAUGUGUGUAACAUUUCGUAAGAUAAUUGUGUUUGUCUUAAUAGUUAAUUUGCAAUAACGUUGACUGUGACGAGGACUACUGGACAUUAGUCACUUGUGAACCUACAAAACGCAAAGAACAUUGAUCUUGCUGUGCUCCAAAGGGGACUAGACUACUGAACGCUGAAGCCAUAAAGACAAGUUGUGUAGGCCUUGCCUGUUCUCUGCGACCCAGCUGUUUACAAUAAAAUCUCUGAUGACGCUGAUAG
Messenger RNA from Osmerus eperlanus (European smelt), 3965 nucleotides. It is a transcript of the gene recql5, whose product is annotated as RecQ helicase-like 5. The transcript has 18 exons. Gene Ontology annotation, biological process: double-strand break repair via homologous recombination. The record is from RefSeq and is a predicted model, not a curated record. Gene Ontology annotation, molecular function: nucleic acid binding; ATP binding; 3'-5' DNA helicase activity. The coding region runs from base 59 to 3190 and encodes 1043 amino acids. Gene Ontology annotation, cellular component: chromosome; cytoplasm; nucleus. NCBI's taxonomy places the organism in Eukaryota, Metazoa, Chordata, Actinopteri, Osmeriformes, Osmeridae.